CCUGUGGAGGCAACAGAUGAUGCCUUUUGGGACCAGUUCUGGGCAGACACAGCCACGUCAGUGCAGGAUGUCUUUGCCCUUGUGCCAGCUGCAGAGAUCCGAGCAGUGAGGGAAGAAUCGCCUUCAAACUUGGCGACUUUGUGUUAUAAGGCUGUGGAAAAGCUGGUGCAGGGAGCAGAGAGUGGCUGCCACACAGAGAAGGAGAGGCAAAUCGUCUUGAACUGCUGCCGGCUCCUCACCCGUAUCCUGCCUUACAUCUUUGAGGACCCAGACUGGAGAGGUUUCUUCUGGUCAACUGUCCCUGGGGCUGGACGUGGAGGGGGAGAUGAAGAUGAUGAGAACGCCCGGCCGCUGGCCGAGUCGUUGCUCCUUGCUGUUGCAGAUCUGCUCUUCUGUCCAGACUUCACUGUGCAGAGCCACCGGAGGAGCACGGUGGACACAGCAGAAGAUAUCCACUCCAUUGACAGCUGUGAGUACAUCUGGGAGGCAGGAGUGGGCUUUGCUCAUUCUCCACAGCCUAACUACAUCCAUGACUUGAAUAGGACAGAGCUGCUUAAGCUGCUGCUGACCUGUUUCUCUGAGGCCAUGUAUCUGCCUCCCUCCUCAGACAGCAGCAACACCAAUCCCUGGGUGCAGUUCUUCUGCUCUACGGAGAACAGACACGCACUCCCACUCUUCACCUCUCUCCUGAACGUGGUGUGUGCCUACGACCCGGUGGGCUAUGGGAUCCCCUACAACCACCUGCUCUUCUCCGACUACCGCGAGCCCCUGGUGGAGGAGGCGGCCCAGGUCCUGAUUGUCACUCUGGACUACGACAGCUCCACCAGUGCAAGUCCCACCGUGGAUGGCACGACCACUGGCACGGCCAUGGAUGACGUGGAUCCUCCAGGACCAGACAAUCUGUUUGUGAAUUACCUCUCAAGAAUACACCGAGAGGAGGAUUUCCAGUUCAUCCUGAAAGGAGUGGCCCGCUUGUUAUCAAACCCGCUGGUCCAGACCUACCUGCCAAACUCUGCCAAGAAGAUUCAGUUCCAUCAGGAACUCCUUGUUCUUUUCUGGAAACUCUGUGACUUCAACAAGAAAUUCCUCUUCUUUGUGCUAAAGAGCAGCGAUGUUCUGGACAUCCUUGUCCCAAUCUUGUAUUUUCUCAAUGAUGCCAGAGCAGACCAGUCACGAGUGGGCUUGAUGCACAUUGGGGUGUUUAUCCUCCUGCUCCUCAGUGGGGAGCGUAACUUCGGGGUGCGACUGAACAAGCCGUACUCUGUACGAGUGCCUAUGGACAUCCCUGUCUUCACAGGGACACAUGCAGAUCUGCUCAUCAUAGUCUUUCACAAGAUCAUAACCAGCGGGCAUCAGCGGCUGGACCUGCUGCAGCCUAUCUUUGACUGCCUGCUCACCAUCGUUGUGAAUGUGUCUCCAUACCUGAAGUCUCUCUCCAUGGUAGCUGCUAACAAGUUACUGCAUCUCCUGGAGGCUUUUUCCACCACCUGGUUCCUGUUCUCUGCUGUCCAGAACCACCAUCUCGUUUUCUUCUUGCUGGAAGUUUUCAACAACAUCAUUCAGUACCAGUUUGAUGGGAACUCAAACUUGGUCUACGCUGUGAUCCGCAAGCGGAACGUGUUCCACCAGCUGGCCAACUUGCCCACGGACUCCCAGUCCAUCCAGAAGGGUCUGCAGCGCAAGAAGAGAACUCCCGAGCCCAUCUCCCGCACCAACUCCCAGGACGGGGUCUCCAUGGAAGGGUCACGUCCUGCUGCCCCAGGUUUGGUGGCUACUCCAGGAAUUGACAAGCUCACAGAGAAGUCACAGGUGUCAGAGGAUGGGACCAUGCGUUCGCUGGAGCCCGAGUCUUCACAGCCUCCUGCAGAGGGAAACCUGCCCUCGGCCGCGAGCGACGGGGAGCCCUGGGGCGGGGGAGCAUCACAACCCCGCCGGGACCGAAGGCGUCUCUCUAGUGCAUCCUACAGCGGACAGUGGACCCCAACUCCUGACUGGGUGAUGUCCUGGAAGUCAAAGCUUCCCCUGCAGACAAUCAUGCGGCUUUUACAGGUGCUGGUUCCUCAGGUGGAGAAGAUCUGCAUAGACAAGGGUCUCACUGAUGAGUCGGAGAUCCUCAAGUUCUUGCAGCAUGGCACGCUGGUGGGGCUGCUGCCUGUCCCUCACCCCAUCCUCAUUCGCAAGUACCAGGCUAACUCGGGCACUGCCAUGUGGUUCCGGACCUACAUGUGGGGAGUUAUUUAUUUGAGGAAUGUGGAUCCCCCUAUCUGGUAUGACACAGAUGUGAAGCUGUUUGAAAUUCAACGGGUCUAAGAGAGCACUUACCUCUACUAAGAGAAAGACACUGGAUCUAAGGACUGCUGUGUGCUGCUUCCUCACAGCUAUUCCUGCGUUUCACAUCCAGCUGAGAGACCAAAAGGACAAUCACUUCAUUUACCUCCCUGUCAUUUAAAGCUUUAAUUGGGACCUGCUUGGACAUCCCUCCCCCCAGCUCACUGCUUUUCCCUCACCCUUCACGGUGAACCUUGAGUGACAGACGUCUAUGGGAUUGUCCAUUGUAGUGGUUGCACUAGAAAUCUGAUUGUUCUUAGCUCUUCUGUUACUCUUUUGCUCCUGGAUGUGGUUUGGAAACGAACCUGACCCUGUCCUUGCCCUGGUCAGAGUCAGCACUUAAUUGAAAAAGACUAGCUGUAAAUUGGGUGCAAGGGAGAAGCUGCUAUUCCUGCAGGAGGUGGGGUUUGGAAACUGCAGUUGCUUUCACGUGGCUCCAUAGAGUUUCCAGGGCAUCCCUUCUGGCUGCAGGUGUCUCCCUGGUGUCUCAGUUCCAUAUUGGUAGGGAAGUGUUUUCUCAUCCAGAUGAAAGGAGAAACUGAUGAAGGAAAACUGUGUCUCAGUUCUGAAUCUCUCUACUCCUUUCCUGGAGAGGUGCUUAUAGAAGUUUUCUAGCAGCUGGUGCUUUGGUGUGGCAUGAGAAGUUUUCCCUCAGCUUCCAGGCCCAGCCUGUCCUUCACGGUGGGCUGUUGCA
This is a messenger RNA of Merops nubicus (carmine bee-eater), 3022 nucleotides long. It is a transcript of the gene HID1, whose product is annotated as HID1 domain containing. The transcript has 18 exons. The annotation marks the transcript as partial. The record is from RefSeq and is a predicted model, not a curated record. Lineage: Eukaryota; Metazoa; Chordata; Aves; Coraciiformes; Meropidae. Gene Ontology annotation, cellular component: membrane; Golgi trans cisterna; Golgi medial cisterna.